CCAGGCGGAGGAGGAGGAGGAGGAGCAGGUCGACCAUGUGUGGCAUCUGGGCGCUGUUCGGGAGCGACGAGUGCCUGUCGGUGCAGUGUCUGAGCGCCAUGAAGAUCGCUCACCGCGGGCCGGACGCCUUCCGCUUCGAGAACGUCAACGGCUUCACCAACUGCUGCUUCGGCUUCCACCGGCUGGCCGUGGUUGACCAGCUGUACGGGAUGCAGCCCAUUCGCGUCAAGAAGUUCCCUUACCUGUGGCUCUGCUACAACGGCGAAAUCUACAACCACAGACAGCUGCAGGAGCACUUCGGCUUCGAGUGCCAGACGCCUGUGGACGGCGAGGGUCCAUCCUGCCACCUGUACGCCCGAGGCGGGGCGGAGCGGACGGCCGCCUUGCUGGACGGGGUCUUCGCCUUCGUGCUGCUGGACACGGCCAACCAAGCUCCCCUCCUCGGCCGGGACGCCUUCGGCGUCGCCCCAUGUUCCGGCUGCUCACCGACCGACGGCUUCCUGGCCGUGUGCUCCGAGGCAAGAGGGCUAAAAUCACUCCAUGGCGGAGCCCCCAGGGUGGACCCCUUCCCCCCUGGACACUACGAGGUGCUCGACCUGAAGCCCAGCGGAAAGGUGGUCACCGUGGAAACCGUCAAAUACCACAGCUCCCGGCACCAGCCCCUCCACACCCGCUACCCAUCCGUCGGUCGGUUCUCAGGGUUCGAACCGGAAACGGUGAAGGGCAACAUCCGGCUGCUGUUCGAGAAUGCCGUUCGGAAGCGCCUGAUGACCGAGCGGAGGAUCGGCUGCCUCUUGUCAGGAGGCUUGGACUCGAGCUUGGUGGCCGCCGUUCUGCUGAAACAGAUCAAGGAGCGGAAAUUACCGUAUCCCUUGCAGACGUUUGCCAUCGGCAUGGAAGACAGUCCCGACCUGCUGGCAGCCCGGAAGGUGGCGUCUCAUAUCGGGAGCGAGCACCACGAGGUGAUAUUCGACGCCAAGGAAGGCAUCCAAGCCCUGGACGAGGAUUUUAGCCUGGAGACGUACGACAUCACGACAGUGCGGUCAUCAGGUGGCAUGUACCUGGUGUCGCAGUACAUCCGGAAGAACACGGACAGCGUGGUGAUCUUCUCCGGCGAGGGCUCCGACGAACUCACGCAAGGCUACAUCUACUUCCACAAGGCCCCCUCGGCGGAGGCGGCGGCGGAAGAGAGCGAGCGCCUGCUGAAGGAGCUCUACCUGUUCGACGUGCUCCGGGCCGACCGCACCACCGCCGCUCACGGGUAA
Ornithorhynchus anatinus (platypus) is the source of this 1265-nucleotide messenger RNA. RefSeq names its product asparagine synthetase [glutamine-hydrolyzing]-like. NCBI's taxonomy places the organism in Eukaryota, Metazoa, Chordata, Mammalia, Monotremata, Ornithorhynchidae. Gene Ontology annotation, molecular function: asparagine synthase (glutamine-hydrolyzing) activity. The record is from RefSeq and is a predicted model, not a curated record. Gene Ontology annotation, cellular component: cytosol.